AAUAAUGAGGUUGCUAAUGUUUCUGAUUACUUUUCUUCUUGAAAAUUUUGUUUUUUCAUUAGAUGGAGGUCACUGCAGUCUGGAUGGUUGCAGUGGAUCAUGGGAGAUGAAUAAUGCAUCCAUUUUUUCAACCAGGACGGUCCUUGGUAGGAAGCCACACCCACUUUAUGAUGUUCACGAAAGAAAUGAUGUAUAUUUCUCAAUUAAAUCAACAGAAAAAUAUCAUGAGAGUAGACUCCACCUGCUAGCAUUGACCUGGUUUCAAACUGUACACCCUCAUAACUUACAUAUAGUCACUGAUACUGAAGAUACCACAACGGAACUACUGAGAGACUUUGGUUACACUGUUCACAUUGCUGGUUGUCCCAAAGGUCAUACUCAUCAACCAAUGGCCUGCAAGUGUGGAGUAGAAUUUGAGCAGUUUUAUAUUGCAAAAGAAAACGGGAGCCAUUACAAUUGGUAUUGUCACUUGGAUGAUGAUAUGUAUCUAAAUGUGUUGGCUUUGUUUGAAUUGUUGGAUACGCUUAAUCCACUGGACAGCCAUUACCUUGGACAAAGAAGUAUCAAUAGGAGAAUUGAUAUUAGAGAAGAUUUCAAGAGAAAGAAUAACAUAUUAAGAGAUUCUUAUUAUUUUGCAACCGGUGCUAUUUACUGUAUCAGUACUCCAUUGAUGGAGCAGCUGGAAUAUUAUUUAAGAGGGAAAGAGAAAAUGAUGAGAUAUUCAGGAGCAGCUGGUGUCCCAGACGACAUGUUAAUAGGACUAAUAAUAGAGGGCAUCUUGGGGUAUAAUUUAACAGAAGUCUCCACCAUGAACUCUCAUCUCUUCCCUUUAAAAAGAAUAUCAACCACUGACCUUGUCAAACAGAUAACGAUCAGUUAUGGUAGUUGGAAUAUCAAUGGUAAAGAAAUUAAAAAUAUAAUAUCAAUUGAAGAUGAUUUAUUUGAUGAUAAUGAAGAUCCAACUAGGUUUCUUUCCUAUCACUGCCUCCUACACCCAUCAACACGAUGGUGCCAUAGCAACGAAAAGACAUAAUAAUAGU
Messenger RNA from Amphimedon queenslandica, 1040 nucleotides. RefSeq names its product beta-1,3-N-acetylglucosaminyltransferase lunatic fringe-like. NCBI's taxonomy places the organism in Eukaryota, Metazoa, Porifera, Demospongiae, Haplosclerida, Niphatidae. Bases 5 to 1033 code for a protein of 342 amino acids. The transcript has 11 exons. The record is from RefSeq and is a predicted model, not a curated record. Gene Ontology annotation, cellular component: membrane. Gene Ontology annotation, molecular function: glycosyltransferase activity.